AUGACCCGUAUGCUUAUUCUCGCUGCCCUUGCUGCUGCUCUUGGAGUAUCAGCACAGUCAACGACGACCGGUCUUUCAUCAGAAUGCACUUCAGCAUUAGCACAGAUUGCUCUCAAUUCCUCUUCUGCUUGCUUGAGCCCAUCUUCAUUGAUUCCCAUUCUGACUUCUUCAUCAAAUACAUCCAUUGUCGAUUCUGUGGACUCUUGGCUAACUAACGUUUGCGGAGUCGCUCCUUGUACAAACGACACUCUUUCUGCCAUCGUCACGAAUGUCACAGCUGGCUGCGGAACCGAGCUGUCUGCUCUUGGUUUCUCCUCCACCGAUACAGCAACUUUGAUCUCAACUGUGCAAGAAUUUUACCCCACUGUAAGGCAGGUUGUGUGUUUGAAAGACGGUAACACUAAUUGUGUUACAGAAACCCUGACCAAUCUUCAAGAUGCUGUCGGUAGUAACCUUACCUUGACCAAUAUUGCUGGACUAGUUGCUUCAGGGAAUGAUACAUCUAUUCCGUCCAACGUCACCUGUUCCAAUUGUACCAAGGCGGCCUAUAACACCGUGAACACAGCUUUCCCCGGUUUAUUGGACUCGGAGAAUUCCACGCUGCAAGAUCAAUGUGGUACCUCUUUCACAGAUGGAUCUACUCCCUCCGGGAUUGUUGAAAGCGCAAGCGACUCCUCGACUUCAUCUGGGUCUAACAGCGCAUUGAGCGCAAUUUCUCUCAUAUCUGGAAAUACUUUCCUUGGUGUAGGUGUCUCGAUCGUUCUCAUCUUGGGAUCGGCAUUGGCAGUUGUUUUGUAG
Molecule: messenger RNA, 798 nt
Organism: Lentinula edodes (shiitake mushroom)
Lineage: Eukaryota; Fungi; Basidiomycota; Agaricomycetes; Agaricales; Omphalotaceae
Exons: 4
Coding region: 1-798 (265 amino acids)
Source: RefSeq, a predicted model, not a curated record